GGCGCUGUGGCGCUGUCCCCGCUGUCCCCGCGGGGCCCGGCCGGACAUGGCCCCGCGCGGCCGCCCCGCCGCCGCCGCCAUGCCCCGCAGGGGCGCCCGCAAACGCCUCAAGUUUCGCGCCGACGACGUGUGCUCCGAGCGGGGUGAGAGCCGGGCCGGGCCGGGCUGGGCCUGCAGGGGCGGGCCUGGGCCGCGGCUGAGGCGGCCCGGGGCUGGUGAGGGAAGGCGGGUCGAAGUGACGGUGGCAGAUUAUGCCAACUCAGACCCAGCUGUCGUGAAGUCUGGGCGGGUGAAGAAGGCUGUGGCCAACGCAGUGCAGCAGGAAGUAAAAUCCCUGUGUGGUUUGGAAGCUUCCUGUGUCCCUACUGAGGAAGUUCUCUCCGUGUCAGGAGAGUCCUGUGACAGCAGUGAUGAGAUGGAUACCAAGGAAAGCAUCAAUGGGAGGGCUGCCUCGAGGAAAAAGAAGAGCAAAAGGCACAAAGAAGAUGCCGAAGGGGGAGGAGGAGAGGAAUAUCCCAUCGACAUCUGGCUGCUCCUGGCUUCCUACAUCCGCCCUGAGGACAUCGUCCGGUUCUCUCUGAUCUGCAAGAAAGCCUGGACUGUCACUUGCACCGCUGCCUUUUGGACCAGGCUGUACAGAAGGCACUACAGCCUGGACGCGUACCUGCCCCUGCGCCUGCGCCCCGAGUCCAUGGAGAAGCUGCACUGCCUGCGCGCCUGCGUCAUCCGCUCCCUGUUCCACAUGUACGAGCCCUUCGCCGCCCGCCUCUCCAGGAACCCCGCCAUCCCAGACAGUACUCCCAGCACUUUAAAGAAUUCCAGAUGUCUGCUUUUCUGGUGCAAAAAGAUUGUAGGGAACAGACAAGAAGCAAUGUGGGAAUUCAACUUCAAGUUCAAAAAGCAGUCUCCCAGAUUUAAGAGCAAGUGUUGCAAAGGUCUCCAGCCCCCAAUCCAGUAUGAGGAAGUGCACACAAACCCUGAUCAGGAUUGCUGCCUGCUGCAGAUCACCACCUUCAACUUCAUCUUCGUGCCAAUCGUCAUGGGCAUGACCUUCACCUUGUUCUCCAUCUCGGUGAGCACGGACAUGCGGCACCACCGCGUGCGCCUGGUGUUCCAGGACGCGCCCGUGCGCAACGGGAAGAAGCCGCGCAUGGAGCAGGGCGUGCAGGUGGUGCUGGACCCUGUGCACAGUGUCAGGCUCCUGGACUGGUGGCACCCACAGUACCCCUUCUCCCCAAAGGCUUAGUGCUCUCCUGAGGCUGCAGGAGCCCACAGGGGACUGAAUCUGGCAGGCUGAAGAGAAUUUCUAGGAACCAGGAAAUCCUAUUUUUAUUUCUGAAAUAAAUUCUGCAGUCUCCUUGCAAGUGGUUGAAGCUGCUGAGCUAGUUUGUAUGUAUAUAACUUCUGGUCAGUAAUGAGCAGAGCUGAGUGUAAAGCAGAAACUAUUUGUAAACACACUUUUAUGUAAAAUUGACAUUUUAUGAUUUGAAAGGAGCUCCCUGGAACUGUUCAUUUAAAAUCCUUUUGGUGCUAA
This is a messenger RNA of Passer montanus (Eurasian tree sparrow), 1534 nucleotides long. RefSeq names its product transmembrane protein 183A (gene TMEM183A). NCBI's taxonomy places the organism in Eukaryota, Metazoa, Chordata, Aves, Passeriformes, Passeridae. The record is from RefSeq and is a predicted model, not a curated record. The transcript has 8 exons. Gene Ontology annotation, molecular function: protein binding. Gene Ontology annotation, biological process: regulation of protein stability. Gene Ontology annotation, cellular component: SCF ubiquitin ligase complex. Bases 47 to 1246 code for a protein of 399 amino acids.